AUGGUGGCAGAGCUCUUGCAGAGUCCAAACUCUUCGGUACUUCUGGUGCGCCUGGUUCAGGGGAACGCUCCUUCGACUCUCACCAACUACUUCGGUCGUUGGAAACAUUGGGUCGAGUUUUGCCAGGUCCAAUCUGCAGAUGAAUGGGCACCCAAGGUAGCCUUCCUCUGCGAUUUCUUGAUCACGCACUGCAAUGGGUCGGCUAUCGCGUGGCUCAAGGCCUUCAGGUUCAUCACUACGCGGCUGGAGGUCCAGUCAUUCAAGGUGGCUCUACAGUCCGAGGCAGUGCGGGCCUUUGGCAAAUCCGUGAAUGUGGUUCAGCGCAGGGAGACAGCACCAUUCCCGCUUUCUUUCGUCAUUUGGUUGGAAAGGCAAGUGCUGGAUGCGGCCCAGUCCGCGGCACAUCGGAUUCGGUGUGGCUUCAUACUGGGCCAGCCUCCGCUGGUCGGAUGCUCAGUGGUCUCCGCCUUCCUUUCUUCACUUGGAUCGGCAGGCGCUUCUGGGAUGUGCUACAAGGACGAAAACCACUUCUCGAUCCAUGCCGUGGGGCGCCUGGGUACUUCGGCCGCUCGUCCUGGGUUUCAGCCCGACUUUCUGGACUUGGGUCCGGAUGUUCGUGCUCCUGUCUUCUUGGCUCCUUUGAGCCGUGCUGCUGGGGUGGUCCUGAUCCGCAGACUUUUGGCGAUGUGCUACGAGAGCUAUCCGGCGGACCAACGGCCGGACUUGUCCCUCAUUGGCGUGCACAGUGCCAAAGUCACCUUCUUAUCCUUGGCUAAGCAGCUCUUGUUGGACGAAGCCUUGCGGCGAGAGCAAGGACACCACCGCCCGCCGCCGGGGCACGCCGUGACCCGGUUAUGCGGCAGAGAUGAUGUUUCAGGUCCCCUGGCACUGCAGUCUUCUAUCGUCCAGGCAGUGGCGAAUGGAUUCCGGCCGCUGAGGCCGGCCCUCAGAGGCGGUUCUCCGCCACUCCCCGACGUCGCAUUCUCUCUGCCCGCUCUGGAGCCGGUGGCCUCGGAUGCGCGUUCUCCUUCGGUUGUGCCCAGGCUCCACGACAGAGAGCCGUUGGUUCUCGAUCAAGAUUCGAGCUCUGAUUCCGAAGAUGAUGCUCCGGCGGCUCCUGAGGUCGAGUCCACAUCAGCGGUGCCGGCCGCAGCUUGGGAACUGGUGUCGUCCGGUGACGUGGUGUCUUCACCGCAGGAUCUUGGUGAGCCUGAAGAGUUUGAAUUUUUAUUUAAUCCAAUGACGUCAAUUGUGCAUCUUGCCAAGCCUUGCCGGGCAGAUCAUCCCGCUUGUCAGUUCCGCCCAGCUCCGGACGCAGUUGGGGAUGCUCCUCUUCGCCCGGGUUGCUCCAUAAGAGGCAAUCUGGCAAUCGGAGCGUUAGUUCGGACAUCUGAGAUCCCGAAGGGUGCACGUUUGUGCUUGAAGCACGGGUGUGGGAAGGACCCUGCACUUGCAUCCUUGCUGGACUCAUAG
Messenger RNA from Symbiodinium sp. CCMP2592, 1473 nucleotides. NCBI's taxonomy places the organism in Eukaryota, Dinophyceae, Suessiales, Symbiodiniaceae. The record is from the annotation of a GenBank genome assembly.